Messenger RNA from Periophthalmus magnuspinnatus, 1590 nucleotides. RefSeq names its product protein phosphatase, Mg2+/Mn2+ dependent, 1La (gene ppm1la). Gene Ontology annotation, biological process: protein dephosphorylation. NCBI's taxonomy places the organism in Eukaryota, Metazoa, Chordata, Actinopteri, Gobiiformes, Gobiidae. Bases 421 to 1509 code for a protein of 362 amino acids. The record is from RefSeq and is a predicted model, not a curated record. Gene Ontology annotation, molecular function: cation binding; protein serine/threonine phosphatase activity. The transcript has 4 exons.
UCGUCUCAUCGCUGGUGUUUUCUCUUGUUUUCAUCGCUGGAGAGGACGUGUGUGAAUGUUUCCGAAUUUAACGCGGAGGAAAAUUGACUCUGCUUUGAACAAACAGGUCAUUUACUCAAACAGGACACCUCGACAUCACGGAGUUGAUUUGGAGGUUUUACCUCGUCCCGUAGCGUCCGGACAAAGUCACCGUCCUACAAUGGACUGACUGCGGGAGAUCACCUCAACUCCUUGAGUCUGUAAUGCUGCAUGAGGAGAUGAGACACGUUCAGCCCGGCGCUGUGCGCUUGGAGGUGCGCGUUAAGUGCGACAAAUGUUGAGAUUGAACCUAACAGUAAGGUGCUAAAUCUACACGAUAUGUUUCUGUAAACGGAUGAACAGAGCAGAGAGGAGAAGACAGACCGCCGCCUGGUGCGUGUGAUGAUAGGAGACACAAUGACACUCUUGUCUCUCCUUGGUCGCAUCAUGCGUUAUUUCCUCCUCAGGCCGGAGACUUUGUUCUUGCUGUGUAUAAGUCUGGCUCUAUGGAGUUAUUUCUUCCACACGGACGAGGUGAAAACCAUCGUCAAAUCCAGUCGGGACGCCGUAAAGAUGGUGAAGGGAAAAGUAGCCGAGAUGAUGCAGAACGACCGUCUGGGAGGCCUGAGUGUGCUGGAUGCAGAGUUCUCCAAAACAUGGGAGUUCAAGAACAACAAUGUGGCCGUUUACUCUAUACAGGGACGGAGAGACCACAUGGAGGACCGUUUUGAAGUGCUCACUGACAUCACCAACAAGAGCCACCCAUCUAUAUUCGCAAUAUUUGACGGACAUGGAGGAGAGGCUGCAGCAGAUUUUGUGAAGGCUCACUUGCCCGAUGCUCUGAAGCAGCACCUGCAGGCCUUUGAGAAGGAGAAGAGAGACAGUGGGCUCUCCUAUGCUAGUAUCCUGGAGCAGCGCAUCCUGGCUGUGGACCGUGAAAUGCUGGACAAACUCUCUGCCAGCCAUGAUGAAGCAGGCACCACCUGCUUAGUGGCCUUACUGUCAGAUAGAGAACUCAUUGUAGCAAAUGUUGGAGACUCCCGUGGUGUGUUGUGUGACAAAGAUGGAAAUGCUGUUGCACUGUCACAUGAUCACAAACCAUAUCAACUCAAGGAGCGCAAAAGGAUCAAGAGAGCAGGUGGCUUCAUCAGCUUUAAUGGAUCGUGGAGAGUCCAAGGAAUUCUGGCCAUGUCCCGCUCUCUCGGUGAUUAUCCCCUGAAAAACCUCAAUGUUGUCAUUCCUGACCCUGACAUCAUGACGUUUGACCUGGAUAAACUCCAACCAGAGUUCAUGAUCCUAGCCUCUGACGGUCUGUGGGAUGCUUUUAGUAAUGAGGAGGCUGUCCGAUUUGUCCGCGAGCGCUUGGAUGAGCCACAUUUUGGAGCUAAGAGCAUCGUUCUCCAGUCCUUUUACCGGGGCUGUCCAGAUAACAUCACCGUCAUGGUGGUGAAGUUUAAAAGUGGAGCGGGUGGUAGCAAAACAAGUGAGUAGACGUAGAAGAGAUUACGCCAGUAUUUUCUUCAUCUGAAUGACGAUGGAGUAGCACAUGUUGGUGUGAAAUAAAAAAACAAA